AUGAUUGCUGUUGAUAAUGCACCUCUAUCAAUAGUCGAAAAUGAUGGUUUUAAGCUACUGAUAAAAACAGCAGUUCCAUUAUAUAAUCUUCCUAGUAGGAAGACAAUCACAAAACUAAUGACUAUGAAAUAUGAAAUGCUCAAGAAGGAUGUCAAGGUACAUCUCAAAGAAGUUACAUCAUACACAAUAACCUGCGAUAAUUGGACGGACAUAAGCAAUCAAAGUUACAUUGGAAUAACAAUUCAUUAUGCGAUGCCCAACGGAACACUGAAGAAUAGAUGUUUGGCAGUUGAAUCAUUACAUGAAAGUCAUACAGCUACAUAUCUAUCAGAAAUUCUACUUUCCGUACUCGAUUCCUUCGAAUUAAAUCCAGAGAACGCGACAGCCAUUGUCUCUGAUAGUGCAGCAAAUAUAAAAAGAGCUGUGUACGAUUCGUUUGGUCGAGCCAAGCACUUAGCGUGUUUUGCUCACGUACUGUCACAUUUGAUUCCCGAUGUGAUGACUUCUAAUUCGAUGACAAACGUGAGAGAUACUAUUACAAAAGUGAGAAAUAUUGUCACUUUGGUAAAAAGAAGUGUCGUAGCUUCGGAUGAAUUAAAACGAUUACAAGUUCGCGACGGAAAAACUGUAUCAACAGCUCUCAAAUUCAUCCAAGACGUUCCAACUCGAUGGAAUUCAACUUUAUACAUGCUGGAGAGAUUCCUCAUUCUCGAGGAAUUGUUUAUCCUGUAA
This is a messenger RNA of Vollenhovia emeryi, 732 nucleotides long. Its product is annotated as zinc finger BED domain-containing protein 1-like. The transcript has a single exon. The record is from RefSeq and is a predicted model, not a curated record. The coding region runs from base 1 to 732 and encodes 243 amino acids. NCBI's taxonomy places the organism in Eukaryota, Metazoa, Arthropoda, Insecta, Hymenoptera, Formicidae.